Messenger RNA from Haplochromis burtoni (Burton's mouthbrooder), 3130 nucleotides. RefSeq names its product inositol polyphosphate-5-phosphatase Kb (gene inpp5kb). Gene Ontology annotation, molecular function: phosphatidylinositol-3,4,5-trisphosphate 5-phosphatase activity; phosphatidylinositol-4,5-bisphosphate 5-phosphatase activity; inositol bisphosphate phosphatase activity. The record is from RefSeq and is a predicted model, not a curated record. Gene Ontology annotation, biological process: negative regulation of insulin receptor signaling pathway; negative regulation of glycogen biosynthetic process; negative regulation of peptidyl-serine phosphorylation. Lineage: Eukaryota; Metazoa; Chordata; Actinopteri; Cichliformes; Cichlidae. The transcript has 13 exons. Gene Ontology annotation, cellular component: endoplasmic reticulum; ruffle; cytoplasm. The coding region runs from base 906 to 2492 and encodes 528 amino acids.
UUAAUGAUUGCUUAAUUUGCUCCACAUCUAUUAGGUGUGCUGUAACACUUGAUAAUCAGAAUGAUUUGCGUUUUUGUCAUAAAACUGUGUGUCAGUCUAAAGCUGCUUGUAACUCCUCUCCGACCUCUAUCCAGUUUACAAAGAUAACCUUUUGUCUAUAUAAUAAGAGCCCAGAUUUACGCCAGAAGAAGCCAAAGCUGAUAUUUUCUCUCGUCACCAGUGCAUGGGUGUAAUUGUGGGUCACAUGCAUUGUUCUAUGUGCUCCGCUGAUGAAGAAUAGCGGUGGUAAACCUCUUAGAAAAGCUGAAGGUUUGCCCAGGUCUUGCAGCAAUACUGAUGGAGGAUCAGCCUCCUCUUACACUUUCUUUGGCUGCACACACUCACAGCAAAACACACGCACAAGUUCACAUGCCUGUCUCCUGCCUGCGAUUAUACUCCAAAUCUGACUCACUCUUGCCUGCUUUCCCGAGUCAACCCUACUGCUUUGUCAGUCGCUGCUCCAUCGGAGCCAGAUCACACAAGACUCUGCCAGAGAAAGGACUCCACCAGCAACCUUCACCCUCGGCGUUUCAGUUGUUCAACUUGGCUAUUUUGGAGGACUUUAAAGAAGAACUGCCUGAAGCACAUGCAGAGAGAGAUUUGACUAACUAGGAAUCAGUUCAUAUUACUCUCAGUCGAGUGGACAAAGGGACUGGUGGCCUCUCGCAUCAGAUGGCUACAACUAUCCCAACCACAGAAGUCUGAGGAGAAGUCAAGCCAAAGGUCUGUCUUCCGUAGGAUUUUCCCUCUUUCUUUAUGUUUAUUUUAAGUAGUUACUUUCAAUACUGCUGUGCACUGAAGAACCUCCUGAACUUUACUACGUCACAUACACUGGGAAGACCCUUUUUUAAGGCAUAACUUCAAAGAUGGAACUUUUAACAGACAGUCCACGUGUGCGCUCGGACAGCACGAGCAGCUCGGCAUCUCAGGGCUCAAAGUCGAAGACGGUUCUUCGCCAGCGUUUGUCCCAGCUGCUGACCUGCAUCGAGGACAUGAGCUCUGACGACGAAGCCAGUGAAGAGGUGUCACGCACGCUGGAAGAAGCAUUUCAGCUCUGUGGACGCUUCAUUCCCACAGAUGCAUUCAGGAUCCACAUUGUGACCUGGAAUGUGGCCACAGCAGAGCCUUCUGAAGAUGCCACCUCUUUGCUCCAACUAGAUGCCCAGCCGCCUCCAGAUCUCUAUGUGAUUGGCCUUCAGGAGGUAAACGCCACCCCAGUGAGGUUCAUCACAGAUCUGAUAUCAGAAGACUCCUGGAGCCAUGUCUUCAUGAACUCACUGGCACCCAGAGGCUUUGUCAAGGUCACGUCAGUGAGGAUGCAGGGUUUGCUGUUGCUGCUGUUUGCCAAACAGAUUCAUCUUCCCUACAUCAGAAACAUCCAGACCACCUACACUCGGACCGGCGUGUUUGGCUACUGGGGUAACAAAGGAGGAGUGUCUGUGCGCUUUUCCUUCUAUGGACACAUGAUUUGCUUCCUCAACUGCCACCUAGCUGCUCACAUGAACAACGCUUUGCAGCGCGUUGACGAGUUUGAGUACAUACUGGAGACGCAAGACUUUGACAUCUAUGACACCCCACAAAUCCGGGACCACAAGGUGGUGUUCUGGUUUGGUGAUCUGAACUUCCGCAUCGCAGAUCACGGUUUGCACUUUCUCCGCUCAUCCAUCAACAGCGGCCGGCUAAAUUUGCUGUGGGGCAAAGACCAGCUCAUCAUGAUGAAGAAGAAGGAAGCUUUCCUGCAGGAAUUUGAGGAGGGACCGUUAAAUUUUAAACCCACCUACAAGUUUGACCGUAACUCCGACACCUAUGACACCAGCACUCCAAAGACAUGGUUGGGUUUAAAUGGAAAGAAGAGGAAGCCGGCAUGGACAGACCGGAUCCUCUGGCGCAUCAAACCCAAGCCCCUGCCAUCAGAGGAAGAUGAUGAGAAGGCAUCAACUUCCACAGAUGAAGAACAGGAUGAGUAUCCAGUCCUGGUCACCCAGGAUAAAUACACCAGUGACAUGAGCUAUGGAGUCAGUGACCACAAGCCUGUCAUUGCAACCUUCAGCCUGGAGCUGAGAAAAGUCUUUGACACACCACUGGUGCGAGUGUCUCCUGUGGGCAUAUGGAGCGCAGGCCAGGAUGCACUUUUGACCUACUCUGUCCUGGAGGACUUUAUGUCUUCUACGUGGGACUGGAUUGGCCUGUACAAGGUGGGAUUUAAGACUGCGUCUGACUAUGAAACCUUUGUUUGGGUUCGAGAAAAUGAACUGCCAGAGAUAAAUGAAGUCAUACAGAUUUCUGUGGAUAAAGGUCAGAUUCCUCUGUUAGGUGGACAGUACGUUUUGGGGUACUACAGCACAAACAUGCAAAGCAUCUCUGGCCUCAGUGAUAGCUUCCAGAUCCUGGAGUCUAAGCGUGCUGUCAUGGAAGGCCUGGUUCCCGAGGAUAUCAAUGGAGUCAACAAAUAAGAACAGAUUCUCUGCAGUGCCACGUUUUAUUCCUCUCCGCUGCAAAGUCACACAGAUCUAAAUCAGGCUAUAAAAUUGCCCCAAGGUUAACUCCUUAAUCUACUGGAUGAGCAGACUCUGUCAUUCAUGUUGGCCCCCACAAUUUGUCAUCAUGUUAACUCCAGUUUGUUAUUUCCUACUUUGCCUUUAAGGUUCAGGCUCACUCUUGCUGAAACAAGAUCUCUAAUAAAAAAAAACUUUAAUGAGUAGCCUCAGUCUAUCCACAGACCCUGUUAGAGCAGAUAUACGGAGAACACAUGUCAAACUGCACAGCAGCUUGAAAACAGAAACUGCAUUUGAGUUUUGUUUCAAAGUUGUUUGUUUUGGCAGCUCAUAGUAGCCAGUGCAGAUUAAUACAAAAGGUGGAAAACAUCAUUGUGUAGAAGAGUGUGCUCUUUUGUUUUAUAUGUGCUGUCUCAGUGAAGAAACAUGCACCCUGCAACUGAAAUUUCUUGCAAUGGGUUGUCUGCAGAAACUGUUGAAUAUGAGAAUCUUAGAGAGGAACAUGACUAGGGAUGGGUAUCGUUUAGGUUUUAUCCGAUACCGGUGCCAAACCGGUACUUUUGAAACGGUGCCGGUGCUUAAACGGUGCUCAAACC